AUGUUCUCCGCCGCAAGGCGUCGAGGUGACAACAGCGUGUCGACUCUGGGAGUCGACACGCACUCGAAAUCAGAAUCGAGGAAGUUCUCCGCCGUGAGGCGUCGAGGUGACAACGGUGUGUCAGCUCUGGGAGUUGCGACACACUGCUCCGCCGAAAGGCGUAGAGCCGGACUGCACGAAGCAGGGCGCGAUCAAGCCGGGCUUGAUGACGCGUGCCCGCGGGUACAAGAACCCGCCGGCGGUCGCCCGCAGACUAGAAUGUCUGCCGGCAGAAUCAAGGAACGUUCGUCCAUGGCCGGGCCUGGACGAAACGCAAGUGAAUCAGGGAUUUACAAGAAGAAGCGACGGCGCAAGCACAAGACGUUGCGCAAGUCUCGGUCGGGGACCGAGACUCUUCAUGGCAUGUCUGCCGGGCAGACACAAGUAGCAACAAUGGCCGUCGAGACGUUGAACGUCUUGACGCGGGCCUGUACUGGGUAUCAGUACGAGAAGAUGGAGUUGGAGAACCCUCCGACUGAUGCGUCGGAGUUGAUCUCGCUUCCAGUCAUGAGCUGGAAGCGCUUCGCAAAGGACUACGAUGGACGCAUCGAACAGCUAUGCAUUCUUUCGGAACGCGAAAGAAUGACAAGCGAAGCAGAAGAGUUGAGGCAACUCUUCGCAGGAAGCGCCACUGAGAGCGAGGAUACUCUCAGUGCCAAGACCAAGAAGGAACGCUUCGAGGAGCAGAGUUGGGACUCACUGAAGUUGAGUCCCUAUUACGAGAUUCUACGAGAGCACAAGGACGUGCUUCCGGACGAGAUCCCUGCGGAGCUUCCGCAAGACAGGGAAUACAGCACGAGAUUGAUCUCGUGCCGGGAUCGAAGUAUUUGGCCACUGCCGCGGGAGCAAGUGAAGGCAAUCGACGACUUCUUCGAAAGUCGUCGCAAGGCAGGACAAGUGCGGGAAUCAAAAUCUCCGCACAGCGCACCGACGUUCUGUGUCAAGAAGCCUCAGGGUGGUUGA
This is a messenger RNA of Phytophthora megakarya, 1002 nucleotides long. The record is from the annotation of a GenBank genome assembly. Lineage: Eukaryota; Oomycota; Peronosporomycetes; Peronosporales; Peronosporaceae.